UUGCAAUAUGCUGUCUCGGAUACCCCAUCAUUGCAUUCGGCUCGGCUGGUGUAUCCAUGCUACAAUAAUCUGAUGCAAUUUAAUUGAAUUGAAAGUAGUACAUCGGUAAAAUAUUUAAUAAAAGUAAAUACAGUUGUUAUAAUGCCUGCUGACGAAAUGGCCAAUCUGACAUUGGGAGCUAUUUAUACUUCCGAAAAGUCCGGAAAUGAUGAAUCCGGCGAUGGUUCUGAAUCGAAGCCAUAUAAAACUAUUCUUCAAGCUAUGCGCCAUGCAAGAAAAGAACCCUUUCCUGUGAUAUAUGUCGAUAGCAAAGAUCCCGAUGCAAGUGACAAAUAUGAACUUGCCGCAAAGUCGCAAUUGAAGAAGAUCCAAAAAAUUUGGUUACGUGAAAGUCAUAAAAAUGUCGAUAAAGACAAACGCGAAGCCGAAGAUGCCGAAAAGCGUAACCAAAAUUUGGAAGAGGCCAAAAAGAUUGUAUUAACCAAAGAUCCGUCUUUGUCCGAGGCUGUGAAGAUUCGUAUCUUUGAUGGAGUUAAGAACCGUGAUAAACUUGUGAGAAUCUAUGGUUGGGUUCAUCGUCUGAGACGCCAAGGCAAAAAACUUAUCUUUAUCACCUUGCGCGAUGGUACCGGUUUCUUGCAGUGUGUUUUAACUGAUCGCCUAUGCCAAACUUAUGAUGCUCUUACAUUGACCACGGAAUCUUCCGUGCAGUUGUUUGGUACGUUAAAACAGGUCCCAGAGGGUAAAUCGGCACCCGGAGGCCACGAAUUACAUGUCGACUAUUGGGAAUUGAUUGGUUUGGCUCCCGCGGGUGGUGCCGAAAGUAUUCUCAAUGAAGAAGCCCAUCCUGAUGUGCAAUUGGAUAAUCGUCAUAUUAUGAUUCGCGGCGAAAACACAUCGAAGAUCUUAAAAAUGCGGUCUGUCGUUAUGGAAGCAUUCCGCUCGCAUUAUUUCAAACAUGGAUAUUGUGAGGUCACACCACCUACUCUUGUGCAAACACAAGUUGAGGGAGGCGCAACAUUGUUUAAGCUUAACUAUUUCAGCGAGGAGGCUUACCUCACUCAGAGCUCCCAAUUGUAUUUGGAAACCUGUAUGCCUGCGUUGGGAGAUGUUUUCUGCAUUGCACAAAGUUAUCGCGCAGAACAAAGUCGCACUAGACGUCAUUUGGCAGAAUACACACAUAUUGAAGCUGAAUGUCCUUUCAUUACAUUCGAUGAUUUAUUGGAUCGCUUGGAGGAUCUUGUUUGCGACGUUGUCGACAUUGUUUUGAAGUCCCCCUGGGGUCACAUUGUACAUGAAUUGAAUCCUGAUUUUAAGCCACCCAAUCGCCCAUUUAGACGGAUGAACUAUGAGGAUGCCAUAAAAUGGUUGAAGGAAAACAAUGUAACUAAAGAUGAUGGUUCAUUUUACGAGUUUGGAGAGGAUAUUCCGGAGGCACCAGAACGCAAAAUGACGGAUACCAUUAACGAACCAAUUAUGUUGUGUCGUUUCCCCAAGAAUAUUAAGUCAUUCUAUAUGUCCACUUGCCCUGAAAAUCGAGAAUUAACUGAAAGCGUCGAUGUUUUGUUGCCAAAUGUCGGUGAAAUUGUGGGAGGUUCAAUGAGGAUUUACAAUAACGAGGAGUUACUUAAAGGUUAUGAACGUGAAGGCAUCGAUCCUAAACCCUAUUAUUGGUAUACCGAUCAACGCAUCUAUGGCACUCAACCACAUGGUGGUUAUGGAUUAGGUUUGGAGCGAUUUAUGUGCUGGCUACUUAAUCGCUAUCAUAUUCGGGAAGUCUGCUUGUAUCCCCGUUUCUUGGAUAGAUGCAAACCAUAAAUUAAACAUGGAAGUUUUCGUCAUUUUUAUUGCAGGCGCAUUUAUACAAUGAAGUAUAAAACAUGGCACUUGAAAUAUGUAUUUAAUGCAAGCAUAAAGUGCGAAUGUUUAUUUACCAAUAAAAUUACGCAUAAACAAUUGCUUAUUUAAUUAAACAAUA
Stomoxys calcitrans (stable fly) is the source of this 1978-nucleotide messenger RNA. RefSeq names its product asparagine--tRNA ligase, cytoplasmic (gene AsnRS). The record is from RefSeq and is a predicted model, not a curated record. The transcript is spliced from 5 exons. The coding region runs from base 142 to 1818 and encodes 558 amino acids. Gene Ontology annotation, molecular function: ATP binding; nucleic acid binding; asparagine-tRNA ligase activity. Gene Ontology annotation, biological process: asparaginyl-tRNA aminoacylation. Gene Ontology annotation, cellular component: cytoplasm. NCBI's taxonomy places the organism in Eukaryota, Metazoa, Arthropoda, Insecta, Diptera, Muscidae.